Messenger RNA from Exophiala viscosa, 1199 nucleotides. RefSeq lists its product as uncharacterized. Gene Ontology annotation, biological process: SREBP signaling pathway. The coding region runs from base 95 to 847 and encodes 250 amino acids. The record is from RefSeq and is a predicted model, not a curated record. Gene Ontology annotation, cellular component: endoplasmic reticulum; Dsc E3 ubiquitin ligase complex. NCBI's taxonomy places the organism in Eukaryota, Fungi, Ascomycota, Eurotiomycetes, Chaetothyriales, Herpotrichiellaceae. The transcript has a single exon.
CUUCUUACAUUGAACAUGUUUACCGCGAACCGGAUCGAUCUAUGUAUCUGAAAUUACAAUGAUACACUGACGUUGAGCUCUUCCCUCCCAUUCCAUGAAUAAUGACAUCCUAGCCUCCUCCCCAGUUGAGAGAGGCUUACGCGCCCGACAUGAGAAGACCGACCACAUAGAGUCCUUCCUGCGCACCCUCGAUGGCCUCAUCUUCCUGCAAGUGGGCAUAUUAUACCUCUGCGACAACCUCACCUUCCUUUUGAUGCUGCGCGCUGUAUCGCAGGUUGUCCAUGUACAAUAUCGGCCCCCUGGCACUACUCAAUUGACGCCCGUCAUCUUUGUCAACGUCGUGUGCUUCAUCACACAUCUUCUGAAUGCGAAUACGAGUACGAAACCAUUACACGGAGGGCUGAUCGUGGACUUUGUGGGGGAGUUGGCCUCUUCUCGAUGGAGGCUGUUGUCCUUUGACUUGGUCAUCUCGGGUUUGCAGAUGCUCAUGCUGGUUCUUGGUUAUGAGAAGCAGAUACUCUCGGGAGAGGUACAACCGCAGGCCGAGGCCCCGCAGCAGGAUAUCGAAGCAGAGGAAGAAGGCCGACUGAGGCCGCAACGUGCAACGGGUGAGACAACCGAUGGUAUUGAGUUGCAAAGUCUCUCGCCUGAGAGCGACGAAAACCGGCGCCCGAGGAAGCGAAAGCAGAGGGAACCUCCCGAGGAAGAUGAUGAUGUGGUGGUGCUGGACAUGAAGACAAGUUUGGGCGUGCUAUUGAGACGACCACUGCCGACCACUUCUCCAGCAUCCCCGACCAUGGCAAAUGUCCUGGCGAGGAUUGCCGCUGCACGCGCGCGUCCUACGUGAAGAUGCAAUGUAGUCUGGACAAGAUCUACCAGACCACGACUAUCGUGUCUUGUCUAGCAAGUCCUGGUAGAGCUUGCAGGUGAUCCUACAUUUGGACCUUCUUGUACAUCAGGCUUUCGCUCAUGUCAUUUCUGCCAUUUCAUCUACAUCCUCCACGGACUGCUGAGUAGUGCACAGCCAUCCAUGACUGUAAAAGAACUUGUCUGUCCGCCGCGUGUUCGUAUGAAACACCUCACAUAUGCGCGUUGAAUCCGGCGAGGCCGGCCAAUGUCUUUCGCGAUCGGAGAUACUCUGGUCUGCCGUAACAAGGUACUGCCGAGCAUAGGGUCAGAGCGCAUGCCAACAUUGAAAU